Molecule: messenger RNA, 174 nt
Organism: Entrophospora sp. SA101
Lineage: Eukaryota; Fungi; Glomeromycota; Glomeromycetes; Entrophosporales; Entrophosporaceae
Source: the annotation of a GenBank genome assembly
AUGCUUGAGGAAACAGGUGUCUGUAUAGUAGUACCUGGCAACGGUUUUAGACAAAAAGAGGGCACUUGGCAUUUUCGUAGUACUUUUCUUCCACCAGAAGAAUUGUUUGAUGGAUUUUGUAAGAAAUUAGAAGAAUUUCAUAAAUCAUUUCUUUUAAAAUAUAGAACUAUAUGA